Molecule: messenger RNA, 6190 nt
Organism: Xyrichtys novacula (pearly razorfish)
Lineage: Eukaryota; Metazoa; Chordata; Actinopteri; Labriformes; Labridae
Source: the annotation of a GenBank genome assembly
GCCCCGCCCUCAGUCGCUGCAGUUCUCCUGACACGCCAGAGAAAACAGCUCUACACGGGACAGUCUGCAAGAUAAAGUCCUCUGAAACCUGCAUUAUCAACAUGAAAGCUGAGCGCCUUGUGGGAUUUUAGCUCUGUCUGCGUUUUUUCCCUCCACAAUAUGGAUUGUUGAUCCUGAUCCUGACUGCUGCAGGAGGAAGACUCACCCGGACGCUGCUUCCACAUUAGCGCUGUAAUGUAUAACACGCUACGGACGUUUUUACUAUCAAAUGCUCGGUGCUGGGAUGCCGACAGUCAGAGGUCAUAUCAGGACCUGUUUGAGAGGCUGGAUACCAAUAAAGAUGGAAAGGUGGACGUCGCUGAGUUACGCGCAGGUCUCAAAGCUAUGGGCAUAUUCCGCCAGGGUGCUGCACAGGUAAAAUCCUCUCGGGGGGCCAAAGCGGGAUACUGACAGGAGUCAAGGGCUUGGCCUGCGCGUUUUGCUCUAAAUUCCUGUGUUGUAUGGUUGUUAAGCUGCAUGCGUGUGCGUGUCUGUGUGAGUGGGUCGCGCUGCAGGAGCUAUGGAGACAAAUGAACCUUCACAUGUUUUUCUCUUGUCUGCAGAAAAUCGUGUCGUCUGGUGACCAAAACAAAGAUGGGUGUCUUGACUUCAACGAGUUCUCCAAGUAUCUGAAGGAGCACGAGAAGAAGCUGCGGCUCACAUUCAAGAGUCUGGACAGAAACAACGACGGUGAAACACUUGGCAUGAGCAUAUACUUAUUUAUAUGAACAAAACACAUAUACAAUGUCUGUGCUGAAGCCUGGCUUUGUGUGUUUUUUUUUUUCUCUUAAUCUUGUUCCAGGGCGCAUUGAUGCCUCAGAGAUCCAGCAGUCCCUUGCAGAGCUGGGAAUAGAUAUCAGUAAAGAGAAUGCCCAAAAAAUAUUACAAAGGUUUGACCUCUUUCUGUCUCCUAUGUAAUUCUCAUAUGUAUGUCUCAUAUGUAAUUUAAAAUGUGACCUGAAUUUUCAGGAGGGGGUAACUUGUACACUUAACUGGGUCACAGCCAUGCUUGUUAAAUUUAAACACAUCAUAAUGAGUGUGAAGGUUAAGAGCUUUCUGUCGUCCCCUAGUAUGGACAUUGAUGGCACCAUGAUGGUGGACUGGAACGAGUGGCGAGAACACUUCCUGUUUCACCCUGCUCACAACCUGGAAGAGAUCAUACGCUACUGGAAACACUCCACGGUACAACACACACACACGCCCGCCUAUUCCCACAUAUAUCCUUUGGGCAGAUUCUGAUGAAGCUGCAGUGGGUUGAAUCACACAUGUCCUUCAUUCCUCUUGUUUUGGAUUUAUGGAUUUUGUCUGUGGUCCAGAUUUUGGCAGCAGCUUCAAAAUACUGGACCAUCCAAAAUAAAUAGGUCAUGGUGCACCACUGUUUCCCUUAUCUUACUCUUUCACCCUUUUAUAGACUAUUAAUGUCACUUCCAAGAACAUUUCUCUAUCAGUAUUAUAAACUGCCUCUCUCAUGGCGCACAGGAGUUCAGCUUUACUCUGAGUCCUAGCAGAGACCUCAUGACAUACAGUGUACUGCAUAAGUUAUGUUCUCCUGCAGAGUACAUUAAAUUGCAGCUGCAGCAUGUUUGGCACAGACACAUUUUUGCUUUUGGGAAAACAUGGGUCAUGUUUAUCUGAAACAGCUACAGCGUGCUGGACAAGGGUCAGCCAGUUGAGUGAUUAUGAUUUCACAGUCUUAAGGAUAAGGAGCACAAAUCAUUGUUUGUUGCAGCAAACAACUCCUGCAGUUUCUUUCCUUUUCUUGUACAAGUUUUACCAAAACUCACAGCAGAAGGGAGUGUGUUUUGAUUUUAUUGUGACAACUUCCUGGCUGAAAUAUCUCAUGCAUGAUUUUGUAAACGCUUCUGGCUCUGCAGUGUACGAGUGGUAGUUUUGCAAGAUUAAAAGACGUUGAUUCAUUAAGAACAGAACUGAAAAAGAGAAGUGCUUGUAAGUUUUGAGGUUCUUUGUCACACAGGUGAACACAAAAGCAUUUUAUGACACUUGCCUUGUGCAGAAAUAAAGACAAAAUAUUCCUGAUAAGACAUGUAUUAUAUUUGUGGCUAUAAACGGACACGCCUGAGUUUAUGUGCUUAUAGCCCUUGUUUGGCAAGGACAACUAUGCAGUUAGAGAUACCUCCAAUAUGAGCAGUGACAAUAAACAAGGGGUUUGAGUAAACAUGUUUAUGUUCCUACUAGGUGCUGGACAUAGGCGACAGUCUUGCCAUUCCUGAUGAGUUUACCGAGGAGGAGAAAAGCACAGGGGGCUGGUGGAAGCAGCUUGUUGCAGGCGCUGUGGCUGGGGCUGUUUCCCGCACUGGUACAGCUCCCUUAGACAGAAUGAAAGUCUUCAUGCAGGUGAUGUAAAAAAAAAAAAAAGGAAAAGGACAAAUAAUUUUAUUUGUCUGUCAGGAUGGGUUAAUAAAUAGAUUUUCCAUCUUCCUACAUUUGCCCUGCAGGUUCAUUCUUCAAAAACCAACCGUAUAAGCCUCAUCGGGGGCUUCAAGCAGAUGAUUGUAGAGGGCGGUCUAACGUCGCUGUGGAGAGGGAAUGGCAUCAAUGUUUUAAAGAUCGCACCUGAGACAGCAAUCAAAUUCAUGGCAUAUGAACAAGUAAGCUGUUAAAUAUUCUCUUGGUGUUCCUAUUCUCAGAAUAUAAAUGAUUUGAAUAUGUUUUGGUCUCUGUUCUUUGCAGUAUAAGAAGUUGUUAACAGCAGAAGGUAAAAAAAUUGAGACACACAAGAGGUUCAUGGCUGGCUCUCUAGCUGGGGCCACAGCACAGACAGCCAUCUACCCGAUGGAGGUGAGAAGACUGUUUCAUCACACCAUCUGAAAUUUGUGGUCAGAUUGCAGUAAGACAGCAAGAACAACUCAGAUGAUACUCUCGAUCUUUCUCUCUUUAAGGUGUUGAAAACUCGACUAACACUGAGAAAAACUGGCCAGUACUCAGGGAUGUUUGACUGUGCCAAAAAGGUCUUGAGGAAGGAAGGAGUCAAGGCCUUCUAUAAGGGCUACGUCCCCAAUUUGGUGGGCAUCAUCCCCUAUGCUGGGAUAGACCUUGCUGUUUAUGAGGUAUGCAAUUUUGUAAUUCAUAACACCUCUUAAAUAAUAUUUGACAACAGCCUGCACUCUGCUAAAUUAAUCAAGUUUCUUUGCACGAUAAAUCAAUUGAACUUGGUCUGCAGGGCCCCUUAAUGUAAUAACAGAUAUGAUGAAUGGGGGCAAGUUAAACGCCAGGAGCUGAGCUGUUUCCAAUAUUCUGUUUCUCUUAUAACUUAGAGUCUGAAGAAUGCCUGGUUGUCAUACCACACCACAGAUUCGGCUAACCCUGGAGUUCUGGUGUUGGUAGGCUGUGGGACCAUCUCUAGCACUUGUGGUCAGCUGGCCAGCUAUCCACUUGCACUUGUACGCACAAGGAUGCAGGCACAAGGUAAACUCAGGCCAGUAUGACAAAACAAAACAUGAUGUGAUAACACAGUAAAUCUGGAGUAAUACAUGUUUUCGUGAUCGGAAAGAUAUCCUUUUUUUUCACAAAACUUUGAAUAAGUAUUAGAUAUUUUUUUAAUAAGUGAUGUAAGAUUUCCUGUUUCAAUUAAGUCAUCCUCUGAGAUUAAACCCUGAUUAAAGGUGCUGUCAUUUGUCAUAUAUGGACAGCAACUUCUAACAUUUUAAGAUCUAUAAUUCUGGGUAGAAAAAAAAAAUAAUUUUCCAUGCAACUUGUGACAGCAUUUUAAUGAUAGUAUCCUGAUACAGAGCGGUACAGGAAUUAACACAUCUUCUCUUACUGGUUUCUUCUCUCCAGCAUCUUUGAAUUCAUCAAACCAGCCCUCCAUGAGCAGUUUAAUGAGGAACAUAGUAGCCAAAGAUGGCUUUUUUGGACUCUACAGAGGUAUUUUACCAAACUUUAUGAAAGUUAUUCCUGCUGUCAGCAUCAGCUACGUCGUUUACGAGUACAUGAAGACCGGUCUAGGAAUCUCCAAAUGAUGCUGCAAGCAAAUGACAAACGAACACCUGACAGUGUUUGUCAGAAGUGAAAAUGGCUGAAGUAACUCUGAGAAAUCAGAUGGACUUAAAAAACACAGAGCAUGACUUCCACCAGCCGGAGCUCUUCGGAAUGAAAUCUUUAUGUAUCGCACUGAGGAUUUUUGGCAGAAGCCAAGCCAUAUAUCAUUUGUGGUGAGCAUGCUUUAAGUCUUAAACUACUGUUACAAUGAACACUUUCUAAAUGUACACACCGUCCGAACCAUUACUUGACUCAAAGAUGGGAUUGUUCAUUAAGUGAUGCAGAAAAAUUAGAUUAGAUAUAGUUCAUGACUGAUUAUUUACUUUCUCAUACUGAUUUGACCAUUUGAUGGGACAUAAAGAUGGACGAUGCAAGUCAAACUCACUCCACAGUACAAAAGUGAAACCAAAUCACAGAGUUUUGGCUGCACUGAUUUUCUCUUGUAGCUGCAGAUUUGGUAACCAGCCUCUUCUGCUAAGCAAAACACAUUCAACACACUGAUAAAACAGCAAAGGUAGCUCACACUGGCAUAGUCUAAAGCCGUGUUUAUACUUCAGCAUUGACUCUAUGCUGUUGCCACCCUGUCAAGGUCAACACUCUAUUGAGCAGUACUUCCCUGAGUGUCGGCUUGUCUGCUUUGCCCUGCAAUACUCCACUAAGAGCUCUCAGUGUGAUUUUAUUGCCAGUCUCUGGUCCUGCUAUGUAUCCUGCUUGUUAAAGCACUCUGAGUGUAUUAUCUGAGUGUAUUAUGUUGGAUAGUAUCUUAGUUAUCGCAAAGGAGAAAGGAGAGGAGAUGGCAAACCAAAUGGAUUUUACUGUGAAAAUAAAGAAAAUGCAGGAUUUACAAACCACCUGGUGGACCAAUCACAGGGUCGGCAGUUUGUAUUUUGAAGGGGUGCACAUCACACCAGCUAGGCUUCUGCAUUGGCAAGGUUUAGCAGACCGACAGUGUGCAUUACGGCAUACGCUUGAGGCUUCACAGCUUUUUGUGCUGGUGUGAAGCAGACACUCAGGUGUGUUGAAAGCUCAGUGACUCCCAUGAAGGUGUUUUACAUUUCUUAUCAUAUGUUCGCCAACAAAGAGUCAGUCUUGGUGUUCAGUCUUAAUUUUUGCACCAAUUUAUUAAUUGAAUAAAACUAGACCUCCAAGAAAAAAAUCCACAUUUGAACUGAAUUAAAUCUGUAUCAAUUAUAGUAGCAUGAACUAUGUCUUAAAAAAUGUCAUGGACAUAUAUUUUGAUUUUAAAGUUUGAUGUAUGUCCCAUCUGUUAACAUGGAGGAGGCAGUGUUUAUCACCUUUACGUAAUGCAGCCAGUCAGUUCUACUUUUCUGCAGCUGCAUUGUCAGCCAUCUUUUUUUUACUCAGUCCAUAGACUUGUAUCAAACCAACAGCAGAUCAAAUGGAACCUUUUUUUGUUGUUAUGAAAUGAAAUGUUGAUGCAGAUGCAGCUUUUCAAGGAGAUACACAGUAGAACUUGUGUUUGUUUGUUUUUUUGCAAUUCCGAGUGAGAAAAUGUGACACUAUACUAGUUUGGAGUUGAGUUUGAGUCCACAACCUUAAGAGGUAGAUUAACACUCCAUUAGGCUGGAAGCACCUGCUCUAACUCUGAUGUCAGCUCCAAACAAACAGUGCUUAGCUCACAGCUAAAAAUAACUGGGCCUGAAAAAUCAAUAACUUGUUAACACUGGAAAACUUUGUGCAACAGACAAGUGCAAUGAAAAAAAUCACAAACUCCAUUGUGUUCUUUUUACCAUAACUCAAAUGUGCCUUUCAGCCACUUUGUGUGAAUUUUCAUGAUUUCAGCUAAUGUGUUUUUUUUUUGUUUCUUUUAUACAUAUAUGAAUAUUGUAUUUAUGUCCUGCAUCUGUAUAUCUGUUAUCAGUUCUGUAAUUUAUGUGUUUGAUUCUGGCUACAGCAUGGUAACAUGUUGAAGAAAAUUUCUGUGAGCAUGUUUUUGUCUUGUGUUGCCUCACAUCUUAAUGCUUUGAGACCUCCACCCUGAACACACACACAGCCAGAUACUGUUACAUCUGACAUUUAGCAAAGACUACUGUCAAACUGCCAGUUGGAAAUCCUUAUCUUACAUGUGAAAUGACAAUCGACUGUUUGUCGUCAUCAUAAAUUAAAUGAUGUGUAUUUUUAGAAAGUAAAA